AUAUAGACUCGGGUGCUGGGCAGGAACAGGCUACAGCUCACUCGCAAGCGACUCAGGGACGUCAACAACAUGGCGGCCGCUGCAGAGUCGUUGCUCUUGCAUACCAGGGCCUCUUCACAUUGGGUGUCGAGGUUGAGUGACGACGUUGGGAGCGAGUGCCAGCUACGCAAUGCCGGCUUCAAAGCGACGGUGCCAUUGACGCGUUGUUUAAGCUUGCGGUCUCGACCUCUCCUCUGCCGGGCCGUGGCAGACUUGCAACCUCGCCCCUCCCCUGAUAAUGGUCGCUUGCCCUUACCUUUCGCUACACCAGCCAGCGAGUCCCUUUCUCUGCAACCGACACCCAGCCAUCAGAGCCAGGUGUCGUCCAAUGUCGACUCUGAGGACUUCGCACAAGUGGACUUGGAGAAGAGGUGGAGGCGCGGGAAUGUGGACAAGAAGAGCGCGAGGAAAUGGGUGCGCGAGAGCAUCGAGUGGGAGGCGACGGGGAUGCGGACGCGGGGCCGAGCAGAGGAACUGCUGCGGGCGCUCGGCAGGCUGCCAGCUGGCGCCAGCAUCGACGAUGUCAUGACAGAGUAUGCGGGGCGGGCCAGUGUGGAGUCGCUGAAUGACGUGGUGAAGGGGCUCGGCAAACUGGACGACUGGCCCCGGUCGCUGGCAGUCUUCCACUGGAUGCACGCAUCUCGCUACCAAAAGCCCAACGCAUACACGUACACCAACAUCAUUGCGACACUGGGCCGGAGCCACCAGGUGGCAGCCGCAAAAAAGAUCUUUGACACAAUGAAGGAGGAGGGGGUCGAGCGCAACAUCUUCCACUACAACGCGAUGCUGGCGUGCUACACGCGCAACUCGCUGGUCCCCGAGGCGCUCUCACUGUUCCAGGACAUGGAGGAGCGGGCCCUGCCGCUGGACGCCUACACGUUCAGCAACAUGAUCAACGCCUGCGUCAAGGGCAACCUCGGCCUCGACAGGGCCCUCCAGCUCUUUGACAGGAUGGAGCGCUCGGGGCUGAAAGGCGAUCUCGUCGUCUACAGCUCGCUCCUCCACGCGUGCGUCGCAGCCAACCGUGUCGCCGAGGCAGAGCGCGUGUUGGAGGAAAUGGGCAAAGCAGGGCACUCCCCCAACUUGUACAUUUACACCGAGAUGAUCAAGCUCUACGCGCGGGCCGGGAACUGGCGGUCGGCUGAGACGAUGUUUUACGACAUGAAGCGGAAGAAGCAGAAGAUGGACAAUACGCUAUACACCGCAAUGAUUGACGCGUACGGGCGGUGCGGGCAAUAUGACGAGGCGCUAAGCGUGUUUUACGACAUGCGUACCGCGGGGUACGAACCGGACGUGGUGACGUAUUCGGCGCUCGUGGCGGCGUGCGCGGCGAUCGGGGACUACACAGAGGCCGGCAGCAUCGUUGAAGUAAUGGUCAACAGCGGUGUGGCUCCGAAUGCGUUCACGUACACGAGCCUCAUCCAGGCUGCCGGGAAGGCCGGCGAGGGUGACGACAUCGCCAUGCUAGUUGGCCAAAUGCAGGAAGCUGGGUUAGGGCUGACUUCCGUAACCCACGCGGUGAUCGUCGACGCUUACGGCCAUUGCAAGCGCUUCGAGGAGAUGGAAGACGCGGUUAGGGCUAUGCGGGCGAGCGGUUAUGCGCCUAACCUGAAGGUCUACACCACUAUGGUUACGGCAUAUGCUUUGGCCGGGGACGAGGCGAAACUGCGGGAGUGGUUUGCGCGGGUCAAGGAGGACGGGUUAGCGCCCGACCUGCGGUUGUGGACCACGUUCGUGUACGGGUUAGGAAAAGCGGGUCAGUACGGGGCAAUGAUGGAUGGGCUCCAGGACAUGAACGAUGCCGGUGUGCCGCCUAACGAGGCGACCUACACGGCGGUCCUCGACGCGCUCUUCGGGGGCGGGCAGUAUGCUGACGUCAUCAGCGCGUUCCGGGACAUGGAGGCGGCGGAGCUGCGCACCGACCGUGCGACGUUCAAGCGGCUGUGCAAGCAGCUGAGCCUGGCGCACCGCGCGCUGAGGCGGGCCGAGGAGGGGGUGACGUCAGCGGGCGGGGAGGGUGACGUCAGCAGGCUACGGCCGGGCGCGUGGAGCCCGGAGAAGCUGGCGGCGAUUGAGGAGUACGAGAAAGCGGUGCGGGGAUUGUUGAAGGAAAUCGAAGAGGACGACGAAGUAGAGUGGGGAGACGAGGAGGAAGACGUCAGCGGGGAGGUGGGUGAUGUCGGCACAGAGGGUGUCGGUACGAGUGCACAGGUCGGCGGCGCUGUGGAGGAUGACGUCAGCACGGGGGCUGCGGCGGGUACGAGCGUGUCAAAAGAGGACGACGAAGAAAGCGACUUGGAAAGUGAGUGGACGGGUCUAGUUGCUAGGGCGAUGAAGCAAGAAGCGGCAGUUGGGGGCGAAGAGCGGGAGUUGCGAGUUGAGAGCAUUGAUUCGGGAGACGCGGAAGAAAGCUCGGAACGGAAAGAUGCGGGAGGGGCGUCCGGUCGAAGACUGGCGGAAGCGGAAGCUUUAGUACGGGGCUGGGCGGAGGAGGACGAGGAUGCAAUGGGGGGGGCGAUCGAGCCCGCGGAAAGGGGGGGCGGAGAGGAGGCUGCGAAAGAGGGGGAUGAGGAGUGGGUGUGGGACGAAGAGGAUGCAUACUUAGAAGAUGCGGAAGAGUUCGAGACGUUGGAAGACUUCUUGGAGUUUGAGGCGGAGGACUUGGAGGCGGACUUCGACGACGAUUUCGACCCGAACGUUGAUUAUAAGAAGUUGGCGAAGGAGAAGAAACAAAAGGAACAAAGCUGAGGGUUUGUAUAGGGACUAGUAUCGGAAGCCAGACCGGUUGCCUCCCAAGAUUAGAAGGGCGGCUUUGUCUCACUUCGUGAUUCUAUUGGCGUGAGUGCACGUGAUCUUGCGCACAUCCAUCUUAAGUGAAUUUCGAAACACAAGGCAUCAGACUUUACUAUCGCCCUUUCGUCCUCCAUCAAGUGAAGACCGCCGGCGGCCCUAUUUCAAGGCCAUAACUCUUUGAUAAG
Molecule: messenger RNA, 3017 nt
Organism: Klebsormidium nitens
Lineage: Eukaryota; Viridiplantae; Streptophyta; Klebsormidiophyceae; Klebsormidiales; Klebsormidiaceae
Source: the annotation of a GenBank genome assembly